ACAGAUUGAUCACAUCCCAGUUAUUCAUGAAUUUCCAUCUCUGUCUCUUUUUCUUUGUUCUUUCUCAACAUUAGUAUUUCUCCUUUCCUUACUAUGAAAACAAACAUCAGUGUUCAUCUGAUUUUGCUUAUCGGUAUUGUUUUCGCCUUAAACUCAAUUGAAUUAGCUUUAACACUCAACAAAUUUGAAGAUUGUAAGCCUAAAGACUGCGGAAAUGGCUUGAAUAUCAGCUACCCAUUUUGGAUUAAAGAAGACUAUUGUGGUGAUCCAGGAUUUGAAGUCACUUGUAAGAACAAUGAACCCAUUUUAUACACAGCAGGAUAUGAUUAUAUAAUCCGGGAUAUACGUCCCAUCGAUAGAUCGUUUCGAGUAGAGAAUUCAGUUGCAUAUGGUUCCUGUCCUGUUCCUUUUAAAAAUUCUACAUUCAAUUCUACAUUCAAUUAUGAUCAAAGUCCCUUCAAAUCUGGUUCCCAAGUUCAGGAUCUUACGUUCUUUUACAAUUGCACCCAUUCCGAUAGCAAUUUGUUUGAGAAUUUCACAUAUCCAGUAAAUACUUCUUGUGUAACUUUACCUGAUCCUGACCUUUUCUCUUUUGCCGGUAUUGUUCCUAAUGGAAAAUCGAUUUAUGAUAAGUUGAAGUGCCAGUUUUCUGUUCAUGUACCUGUGGAAGUUGAGUUGAAUCAAACUGAAGGUCCGGUUAACGACUAUUUGCCGCUAUUGAAAAAAAGUUUCACUUUAGAAUGGGAUCAAACCCGAUGUGGUUGGUGCCAAGAAACGGGUGAAUCUUGUGGAUUAGAUGACAAUGAUCACCUAGUGUGUUUUGCACAAGGUCGUCCUAGUCGAGCUAUGAAGGUUGUUGUUCAAAUGUCAAUGGGCGCAGCUGCCCUUGUUGGUUUGGGGAUUGGUAUUGCUUUUUGCAUCUGGUUCAAAAAGAGGUGCACCUCAAGGAACUUCAAUGCAGAAAUAGAAAAUUGGGGUAUGUCGAUGGAAGAGGAAUUUCAGAAGGGAACAGGACCAAGGAGGUUUUCAUACAAGGAAUUAGUUGAUGCAACCAGUAACUUCGAUGACAGAGGAAAACUCGGGCAAGGAGGAUUUGGAGCUGUUUACAAGGGAUCCUUAAGUGAUAUGAAUGUUGCUGUUAAGAGGAUUUCGAAAGAAUCACAACAAGGAAAAAGAGAAUAUCAAUCGGAAGUAAGGAUCAUUAGCCGGUUACGACACAGAAAUUUGGUUCAACUGAUAGGCUGGUGCCACGAAAGAAAUGAAUUGCUUCUAGUUUACGAAUUCAUGCCGAAUAAAAGUCUAGAUAAACAUCUGUUUCAAGGGGAAAAUGUUCUCUCCUGGGAAGUUAGGUACAAAGUAGCUCUUGGGCUGGCUUCUGGAUUGUUGUACUUGCAUGAAGAAUGGGAACAAUGUGUGGUUCACAGAGAUAUUAAAUCAAGUAACAUUAUGUUGGAUUCAGAUUUUAACGCGAAACUUGGCGAUUUUGGUUUAGCCAGGCUUGUGGAUCACGGGAAAGGAUCACAAACAACUGCAAUAGCAGGAACAAGGGGUUACUUAGCACCCGAAUGUUUAAUUACAGGUAAAUUUAGUAAAGAAUCAGACAUUUACAGUUUCGGGAUUGUAGCACUUGAAAUUGCAAGCGGGAGGAAACCAGCCGAAAUUGGAAAGAUGGAUCUAGUCGAGUGGGUUUGGGGUCUUUACGGGAGUGAAAAACUCAUUGAAGCAGUUGACAAAAGGUUGAAAAUGAAGUUCGAUGAGUCAGAAAUGGUACACUUACUGAUUGCUGGAUUAUGGUGUGCUCAUCCUGAUUAUAAAUCAAGGCCUUCAAUCAGUGAAGUAAUUAAUGUUCUUAAAUUUGAAUCUCCACUGCCUAUGCUUCCGCUUGAGUUACCACCGGUGUAUCUUACUACAGCAGUACCAUCAGGGCCGCGUUCUCCGUCAUUAACUAGUCUUACCGAUACACUCACGGGUCGAUAGGUAUUAUUCUGGUGACUAUUAGCACUGUAUGUGAUAUCCUUUACCUUUCAUGUGUCUAUGCACUUGUCUUGCAAAGCAAUGUCUACAAAAUAAUGUUGUCUACUUUCAAAUGAUUGGGGAAAUAUCGAAUUUCAGAACUAUCAGAAAACCUAAACGGGCAGGCGAUUGUGAUGGAUCCUGUUGUUGGUCUGGGUGCUUUAU
Messenger RNA from Papaver somniferum (opium poppy), 2178 nucleotides. RefSeq names its product L-type lectin-domain containing receptor kinase IX.1-like. The coding region runs from base 94 to 1977 and encodes 627 amino acids. Gene Ontology annotation, molecular function: polysaccharide binding; ATP binding; protein kinase activity. Gene Ontology annotation, biological process: protein phosphorylation. The record is from RefSeq and is a predicted model, not a curated record. NCBI's taxonomy places the organism in Eukaryota, Viridiplantae, Streptophyta, Magnoliopsida, Ranunculales, Papaveraceae. Gene Ontology annotation, cellular component: plasma membrane. The transcript is spliced from 4 exons.